Messenger RNA from Salpingoeca rosetta, 4020 nucleotides. RefSeq lists its product as uncharacterized. NCBI's taxonomy places the organism in Eukaryota, Choanoflagellata, Craspedida, Salpingoecidae. Bases 189 to 3947 code for a protein of 1252 amino acids. The transcript has 22 exons. The record is from RefSeq and is a predicted model, not a curated record.
ACGGGGUGUUGGUAAAAUCAACGCUGCUGUUGGCAAAAUCGAUUGGCGGUUGGUAAAUUAUUGGGUGGUUGUGAAGGAAGCAGCGACAAGAGAAGACCAAUACAUCUUCGUUGGCUGGCUGGCUGGCUUGCUCGCCUGCGUUGUUUUUGCUCGCUGUGCUUUGCCAAGGCCCUGCGGGCUGCGCAGCCAUGUCGCGAGUGGAUGAGGACUUGGAAGACACCCGAGAACGAGAAAAGGAUGUGCAAUCAAAGCUUCAAGCACUCCAGAAAGAGUUGAGUGGUAGCAGUGGCUCCAGCGACGCGUUUGACACGGAUCCAGCCGUCGGUCAUGUCCGGACCCAAGACCACCUGCUGCACGCAGUGCUUGAACGAUUCCUCGAAGAGCCCCGUCCUGCAGGCUUUACACCAACAGGUAUGGCGCCUUUCCACGAUGUCAUCAUCACGGAGCUCAAACGCGCGUGGGACGACUUUUCGCGGCGCAAGUGGAACGCCGUGCUCUCAGAUGCCAUCAACAAAGAGAUUGACCGACGUAUUCCGUGGACGCUGAUUGAGAUUUCCGUGCUGCUGUAUCGACGACUACGAACCUUGCUCAACCGUGCGCGCCAGCGAGGCGUCUUCUCCGACAGCGCCAACACCAUCCGUUAUCUGUCCAAACUCGCUGGCGAUGCGCGCAGGGCGUUCAAGAUCAAGGAGAUUAGCGCCUAUCUCGGGGAGCAGCUCAAGCGCUCCAAGAACAGACCCUGUCGCCCUGUCAUUGUCACUCAGGCCAGCAAAGACCUCCAGGGCACAUCAACAACACGUCAUGUGCCAGUCUACAUGCUCAUUCGAUGGUACAUCAUCCAAGACAUGCGAGAUGACAAGUACCAGCGCCAGUUGUCGGACCGCAUCGCGGCACUGAAACGCGACAUGAAAAUGCCCAGCAUCCCCUUUGACACCUCCCUCAAGCGAAUCAAAGAGCUUGAGUCGGUGCUGGAGGGAGCGGUUUCACGCCGCGUGUCGGUGGUAAACACAUCCCCGUCUGCGCUCUCCGUUCGCCAGAUGGCCGCGCUCGGGCUGCCGUUUGCAAACCAGCACCUCGUGCAGUACGACAGCAGCGGCACGCGCACGCUCUCGACACAGUCGCCGUCGCCAUCACCAUCGUCGGCGAGCAUGAUGUCGGCUGCAAUGCCUGGUGCAGGUGUGGGCAUGGAUGCGGGUGUGCACAUGCAGGGAGGGAGGCUUGCACCGCCUCAUCAGCGAAGCGGGGACAGUGGCCUUGUGCGCGAUGAUGAUGAUAAUGAUGAUGGUGAUGGCGGUCGUGUGAUUGUGGUUGAUGUACCUGUGGAAGCGCAACAAAAACUCGAACAACAGCGGCAGCAGCGAUUGCGUGGUCGUCGUCGUCGUCGUGCUGGUGAUGGUCGUGAUGAUGGUGAUGAUGAUGGUGGUGGUGAUGGUGAUGAGAGCAUGGUAGCGUCGCCUUCGGCGCGGCGGCGGCGGGCGUCACUGCCAACCAUCUUGGAGCCGCUGUCGAUGGAGCGGUUGUUGGAGGACGUGAAGUGGCGGACAAGCGGACCUGGUCGCCGGUCCCUUCGCCGCGCCGUUAGCGCCUCGUGCCUGUCCUCCCUGUUUUACACACAGGAGGAAGCAGAGCGAGAGGAUGAAGGGCAAGUCGGCGUGGACGAGACACCCAAACCAUCAACACACCAGCACCAGCACAAUCAUCGCCGCCGCCACCGCCGAUCGAAAGCGUACCGUGCACGUCGCUCCACCUCCCUCGCGCAGUCGCAAACGCGCCCGGCAACAGACGGCAGCGUCAACAUCCCGACACCGCCGCCCAUGUCAUCGCGACUGCUUAUGGCGUCGUUUUCGCAGCAGGAGAAGCGAGACUCAAUGGCACUGCGCACGUCUGCGUCUGUAGCGGCUGUUGCCUCCAGCACCGUCCCGCGUGUCGAGAGCACGGGCACGCUCGCAGCCACGCCGUCGCAGCUCACGGCAGCAACAGCAGAAACAGCAGAAACAGCAGCCACGAAGCGGGCGCCUGCGGACAGCGCAACAACACGACAGCGAAAGCAGCACGCGCGAGAGGUUCACGAUAUGACGCAGGCGAUGCUGCGGUGGCGGCAGAAACCAGACGCCGACAUCGGUGACAUGGAUCCCAUCUUGAGUGCACAUCUCAACACCAAACACCUGCUCGACCCCGUGCUGCCGAAGCGCCCGCCACCUGAGCAAGAGCGGCCGACGGGGCGUCGGUACCUUCUCUCCCACGCAACACGAAGACACCCACACGUCCAGGAGUUUGUUGCCAACGCACCGCUAUCGGCUGCGGACGACGAUGACCUGCACUUCCGUCCGCGGGUCCCGCGCGUCUCUGAUCGAGAGCUCGUCUGGUUCAUCACGCUACAGCCCUCCCUCCCCAUCUUCAUGGAGAACGACCCAGCGCUGACGCCCGCCGCCAUAUCCGACAUGGACGACCCGCUCUACCGCUUCGUCUCAAUGACGAAAAUAUACGGAAAACUUUCAGAGGAAUUCACGCUCAAGACCAUCGUGGACGACACCCUGGGCGAGCUGCACUCAUAUGGGAUAUUUGGGCAGGUGCUGCCGGCGCCAGAGGAUUUGGACAUCGCGGGAGCGCUCAUGCCACACAGGGCCGACAACGAGUUUCCGUUCUCUGUCAACAACGUCCUCAUGAGCAACGACGAGGCGCUCAAGGAGACGGCGGCGUCAGAGUUGACAGCGGCAACUGCCGGCGACACCAAGAAAGACAACGGUGACGGCAACGGCACGAGCAAGAAGGGCCGCAAGCAGAGAGGUGGGGAGAAGGAUGAGAAGGAGAAGAAGGAAAAGCGGUUUCACCGCUCAUAUCGCAAUCGCCCGCCAAAAGUGGUCGCCAACCCCUCUGAACAACACCUCGCGCGGCAGGCGCGGCAGUACGAGUCGUGGCUCAAGUGGUGGCAGAACACGCUUGAGUUUGUCGACUACAAGGAGUGGCUGGAGGAGCACGAGGCAGACUUCCUCCCCGCCGUCUUCUCCAUGUUCCCUGAGCGGGCGCCGCCGGAUCUUGAGGAGGACGAGGCGGAGGUGCAGGCGCGACGAGAGGCGCUCGCUGUGCAUCACGCCCGCUCCCAGCAGCUGCUGCAGGAGAAGAAGUCGUACGAGAAGGGCAUGUGGAACGUCAACGCCGUGCAGAUGGGCGGCCUGGCUGCGGAUAUGAAUGAUCUUGCGCUGGAUCAGCUCACAGGCGACGACCAUGAGAUGAAGCGGCAGCGGGAAUUCGAUGCGUUGCAGCGGCGGUUCGAUGUUGUUUGGCGGGACCUCCGGCUGAGCACCAUGGAGAAACUAGACAAGGCAAUCCUCUACAGCAGCGUCAAGUACUCUCGCCCAGGAUCGGCCACAACCCGGCGCCACCGCCUGCAGCCGCUCGAUGUCGCCGAUCGCAUUCGCGGCGUCCGCACAUCCGCACACACGCGCGCAGCACGAAGCGCCGCUGGUGGCGGUGGUCCCAGUGGUCACGGCAGUGGUGUGCAGGGCCACACGCUGCAUGCCCUGCGUCAGGCCGUUGAGCUGUGGGAGGAGGUGCGCGCCGCCAUUGUUGCGCGCGAGGCUGUACUGAGCGAGCUGGAGGAGUUUGAACGCGUUGCAAGCGACCCUGCACGGCUGUACGCGCGCGUGUCGCAAUCGUCCCGUGUUGCUGAGGCGAAGAAGCGUGGCGUGAUGAUGGGGAAACUUGAACGCGCCGGCAAACGCGUGCUGGCCGCGAUUGAUCGUGUGGAGACGAUUCUGGGCGACGUCGUCGCAUUCGACCAGCGGCCGUACAGGGACAAGAUGUCGUCGGACGUGCGCGAGAUGCUGUAUUGGCUAACGCAGGAGCGGCGACAGCAGUCGCUUGCUGGCGAUGGAAUGCGACUCACAGGCACCAGUCUCAGGCCCGCGGGCACGCCACAGCCCACAGACGCCCUCUCCCUCCCGUGAUGCUCAUGUGGCGUGUAUGUGUGUGUGUCUGUGUCUGUGUCUGUGCCCCUGUCUGUGUCUGUGUGUCUGUGUG